AUGAAGACCAGGUCGAAUACUGUUCGUGCACGGCCAUCCAAGUCCAAGUGUGUGACAUUCACUGGCUGCUGGACUUGCCGAUCCCGCAAGAUAAAAUGUGACGAGCGGCAGAAGAACGGGUGUGCAGUGUGUGAAAAGGCUGGCUUGGAAUGCGCUGGCUACAGUGUAAACUUGUCAUGGGUGACGGGCCGGGUGCAGGACCUUCAAGGUUUGCACCGGCGAAAGAUCAACACAGGUGGGUCAGCAUUACCACUCAUGUCAGACCGCGAAACAACGAGGAAACUGUCGGCCAUCAAUUCCGUCGUUACACCAUUGGACACGGUUCUCAUUGGCCCUUUUGGCGUCUUUCAGUCCAAUUACGAUGACCCUAUUCAAAGGACUUUAGAAAGCCCGGCGUCAUCACCAGAACCAGCUGAGAGCAUUGAUGACGGUGGCCCUUCCACUGGACAGCUUGACAAUGGGUGGGGUACAGUUGCACAGAGUCCUGACUGCAUGGAUUGGGACCUCUCGACUCCAGAGCUUUCAACCUUAAAAAGCAGACCAGCUCGGGAAGAUUUUCAAAGUGACUUCUCGCUGCAAGAACUUGAGCCCUUUGCAGCACUCAAAGAAAGUAGGUACCAAGCAUGCACAUCCCAAAUCGAUCUGCUGGCAAUGUCAGGUAAAUCAAAAGCGCGCCAUUUGCCUGCUCCCUUCUUCGCUCUUUCGAUGCCUAUGUUUAGAGACCAGGAAACAUCCAUGCUCAUGUUCCAUUAUAUGAACCAUGUGGCUGAAUUGCUACAACCGAUUCUGCACUCACGCAACCCUUGGAGGACUACAUAUUUCCCUUUUGCCCUAUCAGGGUGUCCAGAGCUUGUUCUUUGCCAACAAAACACAACUACAUCUUCGCAAAUAUCGACCUCACUAUUCCAUAGUUUGCUCUCGGCUGCUGCGUUUCACCUGCGCAAUACUACGGAGGGUUCUCCCAAAUUCCAUCAGCUGGGGCUUCAGCACCGAAUCAAGGCGCUGCGUGCUCUGAACUCCGCGAUUGUCCAUCCCGGUGAUCCGCAGCUGUACACAUUGCACUUAACAGCAAUGCUGUCACUAGUCACAAUCGAUACCAUGACUGGAGAAGACUCUGACUUCCCAAUCCACCUCCAAGCAUGCCGCCGACUACGCCAGCCAUGCCUACAGCUAAGCAUGAGCAAAAGAGACUCAAGCAACCAAGUCACCAGCAUCUACCGCUUCCUCACCCUCCUCGCUCAAACAACAUGCCUCGAAAUCUCCCCUCGACCGUGGUCAUUCGAUGAACAUCUUCCCGCCUCUACCCUACCACAUUUCCACCCCGACGAGAGAAGCAUCGAAUAUAUAUACGGAAUCACACCUGAAAUGGCCAACUUACUGUACAAAACGUGCCGGAUCGCAGAACACCUCGCCUUCUACCGCCAGCAGGCCGGUACACCGACUCCUGCCUCUCUUCGCGCAGCGUACAAGGCACUGGGCGACGACGUUAUGGCCUGGGUCAUUGACGCGGAGCCUUUCCAUCUCAUCCAGCGCCAAGAGCGCACCAUGCUUGAGAUUGCGCGGUGCCAGGUCCGCGCGUUCCAUAGCGCAUUGCUGAUAUACUACCGCCGCACGGUGCUUGAUGGCGACGGCAUCAUUGUUGAUGUGGAUGUUGAAGCGGAGGCAAAUGCUGUCUGGGAAAACCUGACGGCAGCAGAAGACCUCAAAGAUGCAUAUAUGGGCGGUGCAAAAAGAACGGCGCCUAUGUCGUGGCCGGCGUUUAUUGCCACAUGUGAGACGAGGAACCGCGAGCCCUGGGUUACGUGGUGGUCGCGAGUCGAGGGGUAUGGCCUUGGGAAUUUCUCAAGACAGUGGAGGGCUAUCCAGGAGGUUUGGGGUGUUAUGGAUGUGGAUGGGAAUGUGGGGAGUUGGAGAGAGGCGUUACGCCGCCUAGGGAGAUUGGUAUUACCGGUCUAG
Molecule: messenger RNA, 1956 nt
Organism: Bipolaris victoriae FI3
Lineage: Eukaryota; Fungi; Ascomycota; Dothideomycetes; Pleosporales; Pleosporaceae
Exons: 4
Coding region: 1-1956 (651 amino acids)
Biological process (GO): positive regulation of transcription by RNA polymerase II
Cellular component (GO): nucleus
Molecular function (GO): zinc ion binding; DNA-binding transcription factor activity, RNA polymerase II-specific; transcription cis-regulatory region binding
Source: RefSeq, a predicted model, not a curated record